This is a messenger RNA of Tachysurus vachellii, 3947 nucleotides long. RefSeq names its product fibronectin type III domain containing 5a (gene fndc5a). Lineage: Eukaryota; Metazoa; Chordata; Actinopteri; Siluriformes; Bagridae. Bases 1513 to 1920 code for a protein of 135 amino acids. Gene Ontology annotation, molecular function: protein binding. The record is from RefSeq and is a predicted model, not a curated record. The transcript is spliced from 5 exons.
GGAGAUGGGGGAGAAAUGCAAAAAAUGUCCUCACAUUUCACAUUUCUGCUGCUGAUCAUCCAUCAUUUCUGCGAGCUGAACCUCAGAAAGCUCACCAUGAAAGAGGAGCCAGCGUUGCCUGAGGAGAUAACUGUCACCGGCACUGUGACAGUUUAGCUCCUCCAGUAAACGUGUCUAUCCGGGAUCUAAAGGACAACUCAGCUACAGUGACAUGGGACAUCCCAGGAGCAGAGCCAGUUAUCGGAUUUGCCAUCACACAGCAGGUACGGAGAGAGAGAAAGAGAGAGAGAAAGAGAGAGAGAGAGAGAGAGAGAGAGAGAGAGAGAGAGAGAAAGAAAGAAUGGAUGAAUCUGUCCUUCUGGCUGUUAAAGCUCUUACUGAAAAAGCUAUAAAACCUUUAUGUGUUAGUGUAAGUCGAGGUUCUGUAUGUAAUAAUAAAAGCAGUUACAGUAUAAAGAAUGUUCUGCAGGGUUACUGCACGGUGAACGACUUUUACAUUAAAGCUAAAAAUAUAUGAACAACGUGCUGCUUGUACAGGAAACACAGUCACAUAUAAAAACAGCCAUAGCCUCUGUUUGUAAAACAUCCUCGGUAUACAGAAAGGUGAAUGUGCAUUAAAUACAGCACUACUAAUAUCCACUUUCAGACCACACGCUAUUAUCCAUUGCUAGGAAUUUUAUAUUUAUUAAAGGACAUGUACUUUUUUUUUCUGCAAAAAUGCAGCUUGUCUUAUUAUUAAAACACAAAUCCUCUCUAUCCUGAAGCCUUCACAGUGGCAGAAAAUGUACUAUAAUAUUUACAAUAUAUAUUAAUGCACUGUUCUGGGAGCACGGUGGCUUAGUGGUUAACACGUUCUCCUCACACCUCCAGGGUUGGGGGUUCGAUUCCCGCCUCCGCCUUGUGUGUGUGGAGUUUGCAUGUUCUCCCCGUGCCUCGGGGGUUUCCUCCGGGUACUCAGGUUUCCUCCCCUAGUCCAAAGAUAUGCAUGGUAGGUUGAUUGGCAUCUCUGGAAAAUUGUCCGUAGUGUGUGAUUGUGUGAGUGAAUGAGAGUUUGUGUGUGUGCCCUGCGAUGGGUUGGCCAGGGUGUAUCCUGCCUUGAUGCCUGAUGACGCCUGAGAUAGGCACAGGCUCCCCGUGGAGCGGUAGAAAAUGAAUGAAUGAAUGAAUGUUCUCAGAGCCGCUGUUAUAGAAAAUGAAUCAAUGUUUGCUGAUUAGAUUCAGGAGUUUAACAGUGCUGGGUUAUAAAUAAUAAUGGUUACACACGCAUGUAUGUGGGGUUAAAGUUCAAUGGAAGUAGAAGAAUGCUGAUUUACUUCCUUUUUCAUUCUGCUCUUCUUCAAACAAUCAGCUUCAUCUCAUGUUCCAAAGUCUUCAUAUUGCAAAUGAGAAACUCAAAUAAAUUUCCAACCUUUGAUUAAAACAAUAUCUACCUCUUACAAUCCCGGAAAGAUUCUGCCUUUUUGCUUGUUUUGUUUUUCUCUGUUUUACCGCCACCAGAAAAAGAACGUGCACAUGCUGCGCUUCAUCCAGGAAGUGAACACCACCACACGGAGCUGCGCGCUGUGGGAUCUGGAGGCGGAGACGGACUACAUCGUGCACGUGCAGUCUAUCAGUGCGCACGGGACGAGUCCGCCGAGUGAAACGCUACGCUUCAGGACGCCAAAGGAAGCCGAGAGGCAGGCGUCUAAAAACGAAGUCACCAUGGAGGAAGUGGAGCAAGCCAGUCAGCUGAGGGCAGGGGAGCUCAUCAUCAUCGUAGUGGUGCUGGUCAUGUGGGCAGGUGUGAUCGCCCUGUUCUGCCGUCAGUACGACAUAAUCAAAGACAACGAGCCGAACAAUAACAAGGACAAAGCCAAGAAUUCCUCGGAGUGCAGUACCCCUGAGCACCCCACAGGGGGGCUGUUACGGAGCAAGGUGUAACCCCCUACCCAUCUCCACCUCCACCUCCGCCUCCCUCCCGAGGAUGACGAGCAGUUCCUUAACAACAACAAUAGCAACCAGACGCCAUCUGUGACGUUAUCAAGGUGUGACACAUUUCUUCAAAAAACUAUGACAAAAUAUUGGAGUGUAAUAACAGCACCACACUGCACCAGCUGAGGCUCAGGGGAGCCACAUGUCCUGGCAGCUGUUUCCUGUCUGAAGGAAAGGAGAGGAGACGGAGGGGACAAACAGGAGGACGUGUACAGUCCCGAAUGGGUUUACAGCGACGAGACCAGAGCCAACGCUGGAAAGCGUUUUUUUUCCCCUACAUGUUUCUCAUUCAGGAAACAAGCAGCUGCUCUGUACAUCGUUACACGUGACACAGACGAGGACACACAGGAGUGCUGUAAAGCUCGCAGGACCCCGUGUUCUCACCGUGUGUGCACUCUUAGAGCGAGAUGAAACUUUCCAUAAAGCGAGUUAAAGAGUGAUUUAAACCACAGCACUGUACAAAUUCCUUUUCUACAACGUCGCAAUGUACAGUAGCUGCACGUCACGGCCUUCUAUUAUUCAGUAGUUUCUAUGGCAACUACUUAUUUAUUUAUAAGAAAAGGUUCACGGUUGGUGAUGUGAGGUACUGUUUAAGGAAACUUUCCUAUUUUAUUGUUUACACUAUGGAAGGAGUCUCCAGUCUCAGCGCUGUUUUCGUCUUAUUUAACUUCAAGAGACGAUAAAUCCGUGAGUCUCGCGAGGCAAGGUGAGGAGAUGACUGUUUAUUUCUAGCUGCUAUAACAUAAACGAUACCAGGAGAUUGUUUCUCGGACAUUCCAUGACAUUAAACGCAACUCUCAAAGGAUAAAAAACUACUCUGUUCUGCUUUAAAAAUAAUAAUAAAAUAAAAAAAUAGCUGGUUAAUUUCUGUGGUCUAAAAGGAAUAACACCACUUCAAGAUAUGCUGUUCUUGGAGAAUAAUGAACUCUGUAGUGGAAACAUCAAGGUUAUUGAUUCAUUUCCUUUAAAUCUUUUAAAAUUGAUUUAAUACUCAGUAAUGUGCUCGAAUACGGCGCAUUCACAGUGAGAGAGAAUCCAAAAUAUUAAACUUUAAUUCAAUUAACGUUCCAGAUUUGUAAGGAGAAAUAGUUGCCUGUUCUGUACCCAGUUAACAUGUGUAUCCAGAAAAGAAAAUAGACUGAACAAUAAAUAAAAUGCGGUAAAAAAAACAAAACAAAAAAAAUAUGCAUAAAUAACAUGUAAAAGCGUGCAUGCGUAUGGAUUAUUACGUCAUAACCAUGUUUUGGAAAUUGAUGUCAUUUUGCCGGUUUCUCCUUUUUAUAGCUACGGUGCAGUGAACCGCUAAAGUCUCCUGAUUUUAUUGUUUAGUUCUGACACUUUCAAAUUUUUCUUUUAAAGCGUGUUUUAAAGCAUCAGUUCAAAUAUUAACCUCUUGAGACCCGAAUGUCCUCAUAUGAGGACAUAACAUCUUCUCACACUUCAUUGUCUAUAUAUAUUUAUUGUACCAACCUUAUAUGAGGACUGUUAGGUAUAAUUCUUUUGCCAAACUGCUUCCUUGAAAACACUGAUUAAAUUUAUAGUUAUCAGCUAUGAAUUAAGAGAAACAGUCAGUAGAAAUUGUAAUGUACACAACAGUAGCAUACGGGUCUCAGGAGCUUAAUGCAUCCAGUGUACAAAAGUGUGAUAAUGUGUAAACAGAAGAGAAGUAAAGGUAGCUAGAAGCUGCUAUCUGAAUCCGUCCUGAAACGCUCCUGCUCUGAAGGACAUGCCUCUCAAGGACAUUCACUCGGGUACCUCACAGAUGCCAGACUCUCCUCCGGGGGAAUCGUUCGACAAGGGCUGAAAACCUUUCACAUCAGCAAUAAUCCAGGACUCGAUAACGAGAACUUCAUAACAGGGGAAUUAAUUAACAGUGACUUUCAGCAGGAUGGAAAAGUUUCACUCACUUUUUUUAUGAUCGAUUGUACAUCUUUUGUACGCCUCAGAUGAGCAAAAAAAUCUUUAUUUGUUUUCUG